This is a messenger RNA of Syngnathus typhle (broad-nosed pipefish), 1670 nucleotides long. It is a transcript of the gene fdx2, whose product is annotated as ferredoxin 2. Gene Ontology annotation, biological process: positive regulation of oxidoreductase activity; P450-containing electron transport chain. The transcript has 5 exons. NCBI's taxonomy places the organism in Eukaryota, Metazoa, Chordata, Actinopteri, Syngnathiformes, Syngnathidae. Gene Ontology annotation, cellular component: mitochondrion. Gene Ontology annotation, molecular function: 2 iron, 2 sulfur cluster binding. Bases 21 to 602 code for a protein of 193 amino acids. The record is from RefSeq and is a predicted model, not a curated record.
CACGUGAUCAUAACACGAUCAUGGCUACCUCCGCUGCAGUCCGCUCCAGCAUGGGGAUGACUUUCAGACUUUCGCGAGUUUUACCGGACUGUAGCACAUGUCCAUUUUCCAGGAUAAAGACGUGCACGACUCAUUUACAGAGGAAAGACUCCGUGGACGCCUUUCGUACCAUUAACCGCUACAUGCAAACGAAUACAGGUUCGCACCACAACGAGGACGCUAGCGCUGAAGAAGAGACCCAGGACAAUGUGGUCAAUGUGGUGUAUGUCGACCGGUCGGGCCAGAGGAUCCCAGUUAGAGCCAAAGUGGGAGACAAUAUUUUGUACUUAGCCCACAAGAAUGGAAUUGAACUAGAAGGGGCAUGUGAGGCAUCAUUGGCCUGUUCAACAUGCCACGUGUAUGUAACCAGCGACCAUUUAGACAAACUGCCUGAACCAGAUGAGAGGGAGGAUGACAUGCUGGACAUGGCGCCCAUGCUUCAGGAGAACUCCCGGCUCGGGUGCCAGAUCAUUCUUACUCCAGAGCUAGAGGGCAUGGAGUUGACUUUACCCAAAGUCACGAGGAAUUUCUACGUGGACGGACAUGUUCCCAAACCUCAUUGAGAAAAGGCACUGAGGAUUGAGAGGGGCCAACCCAGAAAAUGAGGGCAUGCUAGGACGGGAGCGGGUUACUUUUAAAGAGAUUUAGGGCUUGGGAAGUCCGUUGCAACCGCCCCGAAGAUCUUGACUGACCAAAUAACAGUUUACUGUGGUGGGCCUGUGGACUUGGGCAGAAAUCGCUGAGCUUGGUUAUGGUUAUUUUGAAAAUGGAGCAUUUAACAUCUUUUUAUUCACGUGGAAUGUCUUUAGCAUUGAGACAGUUCACAAUUUCAUAAAGUCGUUAACGACAACAAACAGCAUCUACAUUUAAGUUUGUCACAAAACGUUCACCUUCACAAAGAAGUUUUAGGGCCACACUGAGGAGAAAAAAAAAAGUAAAAAUGGUAAAAUAGCCGUGAGACUAAACUGAUGCACACACACCAUGUUUUUUUGUAGCCAAAUAUUAUUCUGGUAUUAUCUUGAAAUAUUUCUCAAAAUCACCCCACACAAUGACUUUAUUCUAGAAUUUUUUUUUUGUCAUGUAAGAUCGCAACUAUCCGGCUAUUCUGACUUUUUUUUAUUUAUUUAAUUACAUACAUUAUUUAAUUGCAAAUGUUCUUGCUCAUCUUAAUUCUCACAAGUAAGUUUCCCCCCCCGGUGUACUGCUAAUACUCCUUCAUACAACUGUACAAUGUUGAAUGCAACAUUUGGUGUCUUACAGUGUUGCCGUAUAAUGCUCGUCAUUUCACUUCGACAAUCUUUAUUAUGACUACUCAUACACUAUCAUGCAUUUCGUUCACAUUUGUGGGGAAUAUGACUGCUCAUCAGUCAAAAUACUGCUAUGAAAUCCUGAUAAACAUUUCAAAUGUCUCAAAAAAUGGGUUUACCUUGAGGGAAUUGUUCUCAGCUUUUCUGAAAAAAUAAUUGCAACAUGCUACCAAAUGCCAAUGAAGGAGUCUGCCAGGUUAACCUCUUGUUAUAUUUGUAAUGUACUACUGUACAUGUUCAACUUAUACGCACACAUUUAAGUCUCAAACGUAUGGUAUAUAUCAAGUAUUUAAAAUUGUGCAAUAAAGUACUAUUUUAAAGCUG